Spodoptera litura is the source of this 1871-nucleotide messenger RNA. RefSeq names its product SET domain-containing protein SmydA-8. Lineage: Eukaryota; Metazoa; Arthropoda; Insecta; Lepidoptera; Noctuidae. The record is from RefSeq and is a predicted model, not a curated record. Gene Ontology annotation, molecular function: protein binding.
CAUGUACAUCGGAGUCGGUGGACUGGCGGCGUCAGUCAGCCACGGCGCGCUACACCCACCAUGGCUUCCAGCGCACUAGGACUCCAGCGGCAGCUCAGACAUGGCGCAUCCGGCCGCGAACGAAACGCUACUACUGACAACGUACCUUGAGGAUUCUUCACAGCCGCUAUGGGUAAUCAAACGAUCCAAUCUUGGUGGCAGAGGAUUAUUCGCAACUCAAUCAAUCAAGAAAGGAACCCUUAUCUUCAAGAAUAAGCCUCUUGUUGUGGCUCCGCGGGCCGACCUUGCUGGAGACACUUACUGCUCCGUUUGUUACCAAGUCAGUGCUACCUGCUCUGCAUGUGAACGAUGUUACCAAAUGACCUGUUCCGAAGAAUGCAACACAUCAGUAGAACAUAAAGUUGAAUGUAACUUCAUAACAAGUAAUUGGAAACCGAAACCAGAUUGUGAUAACUACAGCAAAGUUCUAGCGCAAAUGCAAAUUUAUUUGCGCUUCUCACUGUUAUCCGAAGAACGAAAGUUAAUGUUAUCUCUCUUACAAAACUGUAAUAUUGAUACAAAAUUCGAAGAACUUGAGGAGUUAUGUGCAAAAUAUGUGAUAUUAGAGGAACAGGUUUCUUUCAUACGUUUUAUUCACUCGAUUAUUAAGAUAAAUUCCUUCAGAAUUGCUAAUAAUCCUCAAGAGAGAAAAAUCGCGUUGCGCGGGUUGUAUCCUUUAUCGGCAUUCUUAAAUCACAGUUGUAUGCCAAACACUCGAAAUGUGUUCCACGGUGACUACACAAUGGCUGUUUACGCUGCAAGAGAUAUUGAAGCUGGUGAAGAGAUCCUGACGUGUUACACGGGACUUCUGCUGUGUACUCCUGCGAGACGAUGUCAACUUUAUAAAACAAAACAUUUCUGGUGCAAGUGUGAAAGGUGUAAGGAUAAUACAGAGAUGGGCACAAAGCUGUCAGCAUUGAAGUGUUUCAACAAAGAAUGUGUGGGGAUCCUGCUUCCGAUGUCGCCUUUGGACCCAAAAGUGGAUUGGUGUUGUGAUAACUGUGCUGCCAGAUUUCCAUGUGAUAAAAUAAGUAUGAUACAGGGCAUCCUUGGCAGCUUGGUUGGGUCUCUGGACCUCGAUGACCAAUUCCGCCUCGAAGCGGCUGUCUUAGCAAGAUUAGCUAAUUUCAUCCCCUACUCUAAUCACAUUUUCAUCGAUUUGAGACUGAGAUUAGCACUGAAAAUUGGAUUCACUGAAGGACUGAAGCUUAACGAGCUGUCGGAGUCUCGCCUGGCGCUGAAAGAGAGUCUGUGCCGCGGCACGCUGCGCACGGUGGCGGCGCUGGGCGUGGGAGACGCGCACCUGCGAGGCCUGUUGCUUUACCACCUCCACGCCGCACUGGCAGAGCGCGCCAGGCGCUCGCCAGACCUGUAUGAGGAAAUCAAAUGUGAGAUUGAGAGCACCAUAGAACAAGCCUACAAUAUACUCCAAGGCGACAUUUCCGCGCCACCAGACCUAGAACUGAGGCGCCGUUAUCUUGGUCCAGGCUGUGAUAAACCCCAAGAAGAAAGAUUCUUCAUCCUCGAUGUUUAAUGUGAUAGACAAUUUAUCUAAGUUUAUUUUGUACGUAAAAAAUGUUUGAUGAUUUUAAGAUAUGUUAAAUAAAUCAUGAUUGACCUAAUUCAGAAGAUUUUAAUGAAGCAAUGAAAAAUGCAAUGAUUUUAGAGGAAUAAGCUAGAUGAAUGAUACCUACGUUUGAAACUACUACUAGUACCUAGUAGUAACUACUUACCAUUUAUAUAAAUAUUUUUUGAUUGACCUUACCAGGGAAGUCAUACGGUGCUACCCUCUAUUUUAAUCUGCCCCAUCAAAAAAUAAAAUAAAAUGUAGG